AUGAGCCAGGAUUUGGAGGAGGUUUUGAGGUCGGCAAAGAACAUAACAAACGGGCAAAGAAAAAUCGAGUAUAAAACAGAAGUAGGAACUGGAAACCGGAGCGAUCCGCGCAGCCUCCGACCUCGCCCAACGGCCGUCUCGCUCGUCACGCGAGUCGCCCGCGACGUGAUUAAAAAUCGGCGGGCAUCACGCCACCCAUUGACACGGCGCCGUUAUCACGUCGACGUAGGCUCGCGUGCUGCGAGCACGUGGUCACGUCUAGCCGUUACGCGGACACGCGAACUUGGGGGCACGCGAGCCGCCCGCACGCAGUUCCCAGCGUGGCGGGGCCAGCCCACGUACGCCACGGGACUUGGCCCCGUCUGGCUAAGA
Molecule: messenger RNA, 372 nt
Organism: Iphiclides podalirius (scarce swallowtail)
Lineage: Eukaryota; Metazoa; Arthropoda; Insecta; Lepidoptera; Papilionidae
Source: the annotation of a GenBank genome assembly